Molecule: messenger RNA, 849 nt
Organism: Pocillopora meandrina
Lineage: Eukaryota; Metazoa; Cnidaria; Anthozoa; Scleractinia; Pocilloporidae
Source: the annotation of a GenBank genome assembly
UGCAAUCAAUCAGUCAAUGUUAUCUUUACAGGAGUCAUAGAUCUGUUUGGUGCUGCAGGCGGAUUAGUGGAAUUUAAGGCUUCACUUUUGGCAUCUCAUGGAUUCGCUACUCUUGCUUUGGCCUACUUGGGCUAUGAAGAUCAACCAUUGGUUCCAUCUUCAAUAAACCUGGAUUAUUUUGAAGAAGCUGCUAACUGGCUUACAAGUCACCCUAAAGUGCUUCCACAUGGUAUCGGCAUGCACGCUAUAUCCUAUGGCUCAUGGAUUGCACUGUUGAUGGCAAGUUAUCAGAUCGCAUCAAUAAAGGCCAUUGUAGCUAUUUCACCUCUGGUGAUCGCCUACCUUCUCCCUUUCCAAUUAAAAGGGAGAGUCUCAGACAUAAUACCCAUGAAUGAGAGCCGAGUGUUGUCUUCAGAAAAGGGCAGCAUCUGGCGUUUUGCCCAGCCAACUGACAUUGAUUACAUGAAUCCAAGCACAGCCUCCAAAUACUCAGCUAUUACACCAGUUGAGAACAUCAAUUGCCCUGUCAUGCUGGUUUCUGGAACUGAUGACUUGAACGUCCCCACCGAUUUUACAGUAAAAUUCAUUAUUGAUCGCUUGAAGGAGAAUGGAAAAGAACAUUUGUGCACUAACUUGAGUUAUACCCAAGCGGGACAUCUCAUCGAGCCACCCUACUCUCCUCUUUGUGAUUUUUCUUUCAGCAAAUCUACUAAAGAAGGGCAUGGUUACCCGUACCUAGCUUGGGGAGGGGAGGCUGUUGCACAUGCCCGGGCACAAGAAGACUGCUGGCCAAAGAUCUUACAUUUUCUGCGGAAACAUCUCCAACAAGACACAAAGAGUGAGGAAUAA